AUGGUUGAGCUGAUGGCCACCAUGGUGGUCGGGCCACUGGUGUCCGUGGUGAAGGACAAGGCCUCCAGCUACCUCCUGGACCAGUACGACGUCAUGGAGGGCAUGGAGGAGCAGCAUGAGACCCUCAAACGCAAGCUGCCGGCCAUCCUGGACGUCAUCGCCGACGCCGAGGAGAUGGGCAACAAGCUCCGCAUGAUUCUCAAUGCAAUUGAAGUCCUCAUUACAGAGAUGCAUGCCUUUAGAUUCAGAUUCCAAGCACAGCCACCAAUGCCUAAGAGCUGGAGGCACACGGAAUCUGACAUCAUCGACCUUAAGGAAAUUGCUAGUCAAUCAAGACACAAAGACAAGGAGGAGGUUGUUAACAAAUUGAUUGGUGACCGAGCGAGCAAUUUGCAGCUUACGGUCCUUCCCAUAGUUGGAAUGGGGGGACUGGGCGAGACCACCUUAGCUCAGCUUGUCUACAAUGAUCCUGAAAUUCAAAAGCACUUUCAGCUGCAACUCUGGGUAUGUGUCUCUGACAACUUUGAAGUUGAUCCCUUGGCUAAAAGUAUAGCUGAAGCAAAUGCAAAAGGGAAGAACAACAUCAAUACUAGUGAAAAAUUACCGUUGGAUAGCCUUAAGGAAGUAGCAAGUGGGAAGAGGUACCUUCUCGUCUUGGAUGAUGUAUGGAACCGUGAUGCUAACAAGUGGGGAAAGCUGAAGUCCUGCCUUCAAAAUGGUGGCAACGGUAGUGCAGUGCUUACAACAACUCGUGAUAAUGUUGUUGCUGAAUUGAUGGGUACAACUGAAGCAUAUAUUCUCAAAAGCCUAGAGCAAAGAUUCAUAAUGAAAAUUAUAAUGGCAAGAGCGUUUAGUUCAAAAAAUGAACAGGACGCUAAGCUUGUUGAGAUGGUUGGUGAUAUUGCCAAGAGAUGUGCUGGGUCGAGUUUAGCAGCUACAGCAACCAAUGUGGAAGAAUGGAGGGCUAUAUUAAGCAAAAGCACCAUCUGCGAAGAUGAGACUGGAAUUUUACCAAUACUCAAGCUCAGCUACAAUGGGCUGCCAUCGCACAUGAGGCAAUGCUUUGCUUUCUGUGCUAUUUUCCCCAAGGAUUAUGAUAUAGAUGUGGAAAAGCUAAUCCAACUAUGGAUGCCCAAUGGUUUUUUUCCAGAGCAACAUGGAGUGCGUCCUGAGAUCACUGGUAAACAAAUCUUCAUCGACCUGGUGUCAAGGUCAUUUUUUCAAGAUGUGAAGGAAGUCCCAUUUGAAGUCCAUGACAUUUGGGUUCCUAGAGUUACUUGCAAGAUUCAUGAUCUUAUGCAUGAUGUUGCACAGUCUUCUAUGGGAGCAGAAUGUGCUACCAUAGUUACAGAGCAGAGUCAAAGUGAGAAAUUUCCAAAUUCGGCUCGGCAUUUAUUUAUAUCUGUUGAUGGACCAGAAACAAUUCUGAAUGGUUGUCUAGAGAAAGGAUCUAUGGCUGUGCAAACACUGAUAUGCAAUGGAUCUGCAGAUGGAGAUCUGAAGCAUUUAUUGAAGUACAGAUCUAUCCGUGCACUAAGGAUCCACCGAGGUUCUUUCUUGAAACCAAAGUAUCUGCAUCACCUGAGGUACCUUGAUCUCUCGGAUAGUGAUAUCGUAGUACUUCCUGAAGAAAUAAGCAUCUUAUAUAAUCUGCAAACACUGAACCUUUCAAACUGCCGCGAACUUAGUCGACUUCCAAAGGAAAUGAAGUAUAUGACUGCCCUCCGUCACCUGUACAUUCAUGGAUGUGGUGGGUUAAAGAGCAUGCCCUCAGAGUUGGGACAGCUCACUUCCCUACAGACGCUUACAUGUUUUGUAGCAGUUAGACCACUAGAGCUAAGGCAGCUAGAGAAUGUGACAGAAUCAGAUGAGAAAGCAGCAGAUCUUGGGAACAAGAAAGAGCUAACCAGGUUGACAUUAACAUGGACGUCUUCUCUAGAAAAGGAGGAAGAGGAACAACAUAAUACUAAAGUGCUGAAGGCCCUCAAGCCUGAUGAUGGGCUGAAGGUUCUAGAUAUAUAUGGCUAUAGGGGUGGCACUUAUCCGACAUGGAUAAAUACGUUGCAACAAAUGGUGAAGCUUACACUAUCGGGUUGCAAGAAUCUCAAGGAGCUUCCUCCACUGUGGCAGUUACGAGCUCUACAGGUUCUCAACUUGUGGGGAUUGGAAAGUCUUAGUUCCCUGUGCAGUGGUGAUGCACCCGUCACAUCAUUUAAGGAACUGAAGGAGCUUUCACUGAGGAUCAUGCCAAAUUUUGAGACAUGGUGGGCCAAUGAGGUACAAGGGGAAGAGUCAAUAUUUCCUCAGGUUAAGAAGUUGUCCAUAUCCGACUGCAAAAGGCUGACUGCAUUGCCUAAAGCAUCAAUGAUUAAGGAACCACGGCCGCCAUGCGGAGUUAUUAAUACUGUGUGGCGCUCGGCAUUUCCAGCGCUGAAGGAAUUAAAAUUGUACAGGUUGGAAACCUUUCAGAGAUGGGAGGCAGUUCAAGAAACUCUAGGAGAAGACGUGACAUUUCCUCGGCUUGAGAAGCUAGUAAUUGAGUCGUGCCCAGAGUUGACUAGCCUCCCUGAAGCACCAAAUCUAAGUGAAUUGAAGAUCCGAGGAGGCAGCCAACAAAUGCAAGUACAGGUAGCAAACUGCAUCGUCACUGCUUCGUCGUUGUCCAAACUGGACUUGUGGAUCAAUGACGACAGAGAAGCAGCAUGGCUGGAUGGCAACAGCUUGAUUCAAUUGGUGGAUGGGGAUGGAUUUCUGAGUGACAUUCUUCUUAACGGAGUUGCCAACGAAGUUGAUGGUGAUCUUGCUGGUUUCGACGACCUCGACAUUCCGAUGACCCAAGAAACACAGCAUGGCGAUGUGGAAGAAGUGCAGGCAAUUUUCAAUUUGCCAAACCCAAAUAGCAAACUAUUGGAGAAGGCCUCUUUUUUCACUUGGCAUUUGGUUUUGAGACUUGGCAAAACUAUAGAUUUGCCAAGAGAGCUCGCAUUGCUGGAAGAGCUCUACCUUUAUGGUUGCAAAAGCCUGGUGUCAUUACCAAACGGGCCUCAAGCAUACUCAUCUCUGAGGCGUCUUACUAUCAAGUCUUGUCCUGGUAUCAAACUGCUUCCCCAGAGCCUACAGCAACAACUGGGUGAUCUCAAGGACGACGAAAAAGAACUAGAUGCCCAUUUUUACCAAGAAAAGAAGCACCUAAAACCUAAACGAAAGUCAAAUGAUCUACUCUGA
Messenger RNA from Miscanthus lutarioriparius, 3225 nucleotides. NCBI's taxonomy places the organism in Eukaryota, Viridiplantae, Streptophyta, Magnoliopsida, Poales, Poaceae. The record is from the annotation of a GenBank genome assembly.